Messenger RNA from Haliotis rubra (blacklip abalone), 4285 nucleotides. RefSeq names its product GTPase IMAP family member 7-like. The transcript is spliced from 9 exons. The record is from RefSeq and is a predicted model, not a curated record. The coding region runs from base 1420 to 2487 and encodes 355 amino acids. NCBI's taxonomy places the organism in Eukaryota, Metazoa, Mollusca, Gastropoda, Lepetellida, Haliotidae. Gene Ontology annotation, molecular function: GTP binding.
CGCGAUGUGACCUUUACUGCGUUAUAUUUCGCUGAGAGUUAGUAACAUUGGGUAUUGAUCAGGUUGUAUUCAUCUCUCGGCUCGACAGUCACGACCUUUGCUGCAGUGUACAACGCUGACGUCAUUAUUCAGACACAGAUGUUGCCAUCUUGAAUAUUAAAUCGUAUCGAUCUUCAAACACAUCCGUAACCCAUGGCAACGAAAGAAGAACUGGUGAAAGUCAUUGUAAGAUGCCGCCCAAUGAGCGAGUCGGAACACACCCGAGGAUGUCAGCCAGUGCUCUCCAUUGAUGGCAAAGGGGGAUCCUGCACUGUAACAAAGCAGGACUCGGACAGAUUGGGCAGGAAGCAGUUUACCUUUGACCGGGCAUACUCUGGCGACACUACAACUCAACACAUUUAUAGCGACAUCGUGUGUCCUAUUGUGAAGAGUGUAACGGAAGGGUAUAAUGGCACCAUAGUUGCAUAUGGACAGACCGCUUCUGGAAAGACGUUUACCAUGCAAGGAGUAUCAGAACCCUCAACCCAACUUGGGAUCAUACCAAGGGCCGUGGACGACAUCUUCAAGAACGUGUCCUCCAACAAGAGUCAGCAGUGGGUUGUACACUGUUCGUGUUAUGAAAUCUACAACGAAGAAAUCAGAGAUUUAUUAGGGAAAAGCCUGACAGAGAAAUUGGAUAUUGGAUCAUUUCCUAAUAAAGGCUUCUAUGUAAAAGGACUCUCGAAACACCCAGUCAACACAGUGGUUCAGUGUGAGCGGCUCAUGAACAAAGGCUUGAGAGGCGUUCUACAGGUGCCACUGAAAUGAACAGCGAUUCCUCCCGCAGCCACACCGUCUUCGCCAUCAGCAUUGAGACGCACUGGACCAGAGGACAAACGGACAUAUCAGAGCGGGCAAACUCAACCUUGUGGAUCUGGCAGGAGUGAAAGACAAAAGCAAGACUGGAGCCGCCGGCGUGAGGUUCAAGGAAGGAUCAAGAUCAACAACUCUUCACUGUCUCGGAAGAGUCAUCUCAACAUUAGCAGAGGGCAAGAACCAACUUAUACCCUUUACAGAGACUCCAAGUUGACAAAGCUGCUUCAGGACUCCCUGGGUGGGAAUGCCCGUGCACACUGAUGGUGGCCUGUGUCUCCUCCCCGGCCGACUACAACUAUGACGAGACACUAAGCACUCUCAGGUUUGCCGGCUAGCAGUGCAAAAGACCAUCAAGAACAAGCCGGUGAUCAAUGAAGACCCGAAGGAUGCCCUGCUGAGAGAGUUUCAGAGGGAGAUACAGGACCUUAGGGCUCGACUUGGGCAGAGACUGGGGACAAGAGUCGAAUACCUGAUGCCGACCUGCAAAAGGCUUUGCUCUGCCAGAAGGAAAAUGAAAACAGGCAGCGUACUUUCAAGCAGAGAAAGCAGCGAUGCAGAGGGAAUAUGAAGAAAAAGAUGGCCAAGAUGACGAAGGAGCUUGAAGAAGCCAGGCGGACGCAGGCGAGGCUUGAGGCGGAUAUGAGAAGGAUGAAAGAGUGUCCAAUGAUCACCAUAGAAAAUGAAGUAACCCCUGAUGACGAAACAAUCCGAGAAUUGCGCAUCGUUCUCAUUGGUAAGACAGGAUCUGGUAAAAGUGCAACCGGGAAUACUUUGAUUGAUCCAGAAUAUUUGAUUCCCGUGCAAGCGGAAUAUCCAUCACAAAAAGAGUCCAACUAUGCUUCUGCAGAAUUCAAAAACAGGUCGAUUCUUAUUGUGGACACCCCCGGAAUGUUUGAUACACUGGAAUCAAAUGAUGAAAGGAAACGUGAGAUUAUGAAAUGUGUAGCACUUACGUCCCCUGGAUUACAUGCUGUGAUAUUUGUGACCCAGAUUGGAAUAUUUACCGAAGAAGAACAGAGGACAGUGGAGUACUACAAGGAAUACUUUGGAGAGAACGUAGUCCACUACAUGAUAAUAGUUUUCACAAGAAAGGACAACCUUGUACACGAUGGCAUAACCAUUGACGACCACUUAAGAAGAAGUUCUCAAGUGUUACAACAACUGGUCAGGGAUUGUCAGGAUAGAUACAUCGUUGUUAACAAUCGUAAUGAAGAAGAAAAGGAUGUGUUUCGAAAGAAUCUCACUGACCUCAUUGACAAGACGGUUGCCCAUAAUGGUGGGGGUUGUUACACAAAUGCGAUGUAUGAAGCAGCAGAGCUUGCAAUGAAAGUGAAAGAAGAGGAGUUAAUGGACUAUGUUCAGAUGGAACAACAAGCUGAACUUGAUGCAAUGGAAAAGGCACGGAGUGAGUUGCUGAUGACAAAAAUGGAAGAAACAGAACGAAAGGCUGAAGAACAGAGACUUAAAUAUGAAAAGGAAAAGGCAGAAAUAAUGCUAGAGACAGACGAGAUGCUGCGUGAAUUGAAAGAGAGGGAAGAAAUGAAAGAAAGGGCUUGGAAAGCGAAACACGAAAGUCUAAUGAUGGUGGCCAAAGAAGAAGCUGAAAACAGAAACAGAAAGAAUUGGAACUAAGGGAGAAACUAGACAAGGAAGCAGCUGAGAAGCAAAAACAAGUUGAACAGGAACUAAGGACACUAAAAGAAAAUGAAGAGAGUGUUAGAUGUCAAAGGGAACGUGAUAUAAAGGUAGCGCAGGUGGCUAAUGCCGAACGUACUGAAGUUGAGAGAAGGAAAAUAGAAGAACUUAAUCAGAGGAAAGAAGGAGAAAUGAGACUCUUGAAAGAGAAAUAUGAAUUAGAAAUGGACAUGCUCGAGAAGGAUGAUGCUCAGUUGAUGAUCACUCUUCAGACGAUUUAUGAAGAGGAUUAUAAUGAACAUGUGAGAAAGGUGGCACGAGAGGCACGAAUGAGGGCGAGGAGGGAGGCAAGAACAAAAAGGUCAUUCCUUCAAAAAGGUUAUCGAUAAAAUAGGAGAAGUAAUUGUUUCGGUCUCCCUAUGUCUGUGCCAACGGUCCCAAAAAAGAAACUGACAUUGAAACCUACGUGUUUGUGUGAGGGAUUCUUUAUGUACAGAGCACGUCCUGACAUCCGAAUUACAGAGAAACCUAGAUUUCUUGAAGACAUCAUGUGCAGCUUGUAUUUAACUCAUGUUAUCUGUGUCCUCAUCACAUGUAUGUUGUUUUUACAUCCAUAAUAUUUAGUUAAUUAUAACAUGUUCAUAAUUUACAAUACAGGAUUAUGGAAGUUGCUUCCUUUGUGGAUUGAUUUAUUUAUUUGAUGUAAAGUGUGAAUAUAAGAUCCACUUAACAAAGAGGUUUUUAGGAAUUAUGGAUUGUCUGUUCCGAGUAAUCUUGAAUGUUUGUAAGUCACGACAGGGAUAAUCUAUUUGUUUUCCUCGUUGUGACACACAGUUACUCGAGGUCGCUAUAAUGUUAAUGCGAUCUUUUUCCUUAGAAGACUUGUCAAAGACAUUUUUUUUAAACAAAGUUUUUUGACACUCACAACCACUCAUGACAUUGGAGAUAUUUUGUGCAACAGAUUGUACCAGUGCUUUCUUUAUUGAUCAAAUAUGUGGUGCAGGGUUAUGAACAAGACUGAUUAAAAUAAGUUACGGUAUGCAUGUAGACUCAACAAAUUUCAACGUUUGUUUUACCGUCAUGUGUUGUGUGUGGUGAUCAUAGAACAAAACUAUUAUCAAAACCUCAACAAAUCACAAUGAACGUGCAAAUCAUGUCUGUGGCAUGCGCAUCUGUAUGAUCCUGGAUAGACAAACUGAAACAAUGAACAAAAUGCCAAACUUCAAAUGAUGCUUUGUGUUUUCUGGAUUAUCAAAUCAAUGGGUAUCAAAAUAUAAAGCACAAGGAAAGACAAAUUAAAGAUGAGUAUUGGUCCACUGGAAGCAUGCGUUUCUGUUUGGGCAGUCUCUGUAGGUUUCAAUAUCACAAGGGCAAUCACUGGCUACCUUGCUAUCCGCCUUAACAACAUCGAAACGACAGUGACCAUCCUCGGACAACCAGUCCAAGGGGUAGCAGCUGUACAGAAUCGGUAUAUUUAAACAAGUAACCGAUUCCAACUUGUGUCAGAUAUUAGCUAGGCAUAAGGAUGUCUCUGCCCAGGCCGUACGUAAUCAUUUGCGUUUUCAGACAAACAGAGAGGACAUACAUACUGACUUGCGUCAUUGGCGAACAAAUGCCACAUCUGUCAAGUGGGGAUAUCGGCUUCCUGAUGAUCCAUGCUUAGAUUCAUGUAAUUUGAUGAACACUUACGUCUCACAGAUGAACACUUACCGUUUUGUUGCAAUAUUGUGUUUUCGCAACGGCUGUAUAUUUUUAUUUUGACUUAUCUAAUGCAAUAAAUGACGGUUGAUUUUUC